AGAGUAACAACUAUUUCAUCCUCCUAUACACUUGUGUACUGGAAAUAACAUUAAACAGUCUUCAAUCCGUUGGACAUCAGCAACCCGGUCCAGUGCAGGAAUCCAGACCACAUAUUACAAAAUGCUGUAACGGGUUGAGUGAAGCCGGGGCCAGUGGACAGGGCCAGAGUAUCAUUGGUGUUCCCUGAUGUAACUGGGCACGGGGUGCUUGUGAAACUCUUCCCAUCACUUUGCGAGCAGAUUUCGAAGGACAUGCGGGAGAAGCAGCUGGGUGCGGGGGCUGUUACAUACUCUCUCAUACAGCAUCUCUAGCCUGUCUGCAGCAAGAUAACCAUGGAAGGAAAGCGAGGGUCUUCCUAUUCUCCUGUGGUGGCUCUGAUGUCCCUCUUCUUUUGGGGUAAUCUCUGUUCUACAGAUGUCAAUGUGUGUUUGUCAGAGCCGUGCCAGAACAAUGGGAUUUGUAUCGCCGGUCUGGAUAACUACACGUGCCAGUGUCCAGUGCAUCCCGUCAUCUACUUUGGAAAGAAUUGUGAACUACUGCUUGAUGCCUGCAGAUUCCAGUUGUGUCUUAAUAACGGCACCUGUCACACCUCACUGGGAAGCCUACAGUACAACUGUACCUGUUUACCUGGCUUUACAGGUACUGACUGCAGUAUAGAUGUAAAUGAAUGCGAGAGCAGCCCUUGCAAGGGGAUUCAUAUGGAUUGCGUAGAUCAGGUGAAUGGAUAUAGUUGCCUGUGUUCUCCAGGGUAUGAAGGGGAAACCUGUACGACAGAGAUUGAUGAGUGCCUUGUCAGCUCGUGCAGGAACAAUGGAACUUGCUUGGACGGGGUUGGGAGUUACGUUUGCGAUUGUCAACCUGGUUACACAGGGGCCAGCUGUGAAACCGACGUCGACGAGUGUGCGUCUAGUCCGUGUUUGAACGGGGCUCUGUGUAUUCAAGGGGUAAAUGAAUAUAGAUGCUUCUGUGUUCCCGGAUAUCAGGGAUCUAACUGUGAAAUUGACAUCAACGAGUGCGCGUCCAGGCCGUGCAGAAACGGGGCUACGUGCGUGCAUGACGUGGAUCGAUACUUGUGUGUCUGUCCGCUUGGCUAUAAAGGUCUGAACUGCGAGGUUGAGAUAAAAGAAUGUGAGUCUAAUCCCUGUCAGAAUGGUGCCGUGUGUAAAGACCAUGUUGCGUUCUACACCUGUGCCUGCCCUGCUGGCUAUGAAGGGGUUAACUGCGAGAUAGAUAUCGAUGAGUGUGCCAGCAAUCCGUGCGUCAAUGGCGGGAAGUGCGAGGACCUGAUCAAUCGUUACCGCUGUGACUGCGACGAGACAGGAUUUGAAGGCACAAACUGUGAGGUUGACAUCCUGGAAUGUUCCUCGGACCCCUGUGUCAACAAUGCAACCUGUCUGGAAGGCGUGAAGACCUAUGGCUGCCUCUGCUGGCCAGGUUACACUGGACAACACUGUGAAAUUGACAUCAAUGAAUGCGUAAUGCAUCCUUGUAUGAAUAACGGCUCUUGUUUGCAACGCUCCAAUCAAGUGUAUUACGGCAAUCUCCCGCAGUUCAGGUCUACUUUCAGUUAUACCAAUGCAUCUGGCUAUGUUUGCCUCUGUCAGCGUGGUUUCACAGGAGAAAAUUGUUCGGUUAACAUUGACGAAUGUGAGUCAGAUCCUUGUAUGAAUGGAGGCACGUGUGAAGAUCGAACCGAUGGAUUUGAAUGUCAUUGUGCACCCGGACUUACAGGUUUGACAUGUCAAACUAAUGUCAAUGAAUGUGAGAGCAGCCCCUGUGAAAGUGGAGGGACCUGUGAAGAUGGUGUGGCGGACUAUACCUGUCAUUGUCCUCCCAUGGGGGAAGAUGGAAUCGUCUGGGGAGGGAAAAGAUGUUCAGUCAAACUGACCGGCUGUCUGCAACACAACUGCCUCAGUGGAGCUACCUGCAUCCCUAACAUGGUGAACGACAUCCAUGGCUACACCUGCAGAUGUCCUGCUGGUUUUUAUGACGCCUCUUGUUCGACCUCCACCACUUUCUCCUUGUACAAUGGCUUUGUAGCUCUGCAUUCAGAAGAGGACAACAACCAACCCAGCAGACGUACUGAAGGUGAAUCAAUCAGCAUCAAUAUGAGAUUCAGGACGACUUUACCAAAUGCGUUGCUGAUUUACCGAGGCAAUCUACUCAAUGAAUAUCUUCGCGUUCAGAUCCAUGGUGGGAAGCUGAUGUCCAGAGCAGUCAUUAGUGGCCAGAUCAUGGAUAUCUCAUUCGGUAAUCUGGUCAGUGAUGGGGCAUGGCACCACCUCAGAGUUCUUCUUGGGGAGAACUUCCUGGUGAAGUUAUCGCAUCCGAGUUGUCCAAACCAGACCUGCUCUGACUCAAAGCUCAUUAAAUCAGCCACGCUGCCCUUGUUGGCUUCAUUCCAGACUACGUACAUCGGUAGUGACCAAACACCUGGGGAAAAUUUCACUGGCUGCAUGCAGGAUUUAGAAGUGGAUCACAGGCCCAUAUUGCCACAAACCUUCACAGAGGAUACUGCGUGGAAUUUUAAACUGGACUGUGAGAAGACGAACUGGUGUGACCAGAACCCGUGUAACAGUCAAGGGAUGUGUGUAGACUGGUGGACAAGCUACACAUGUGAUUGCUUCCGGCCGUAUGCUGGUCCCACUUGUGACCAAGAAUACGUCCCUGCCACGUUCGGCUACAACAACUCCAGCAGCUUGGCGUCUUUCAUUAUCGAGGAUAAUCCGGGAACAAAGUAUGUCGUUUCGUUCUUCAUUCGCACCCGGAGCCCAAAUGGCUUCAUCUUCCAGCUCAGGAAUGCCACAGCUCCUUACCUGUCGAGCUACCUGCUGAAUGGCAGCCUUCUCGUUGCAGUACGUGGCACGAAGCUGGGCACCUCCAGAUACCUGGCCGAUGGCGUGAGGAGACUAGUAGAGUUCCACAUGGACGGACACUGGUUGACUGUGAGGGAAUCAAAUGUUAUUGUAUUGGAGCGAAUGUUGCCUCAUGAGAGUGUUCAACAGCUCAAGCAUGUGCACCUGGGCCGGGAUCCCGAGGGAGACUCUGCUGUUUGGGGGGGAGCCUUCAAGGGCUGUCUGCAGGAUGUGAGGGUCAAUGAUAAUCUACUGGAAUUUUACCCUCUGGAAGACAAGAAUUACACCUUGUCGCUGGACGUUUCCACCAGUAAGACUACUAUGAAUGUGCUCAAGGACUGUAUCAGUGAUGAUACGUGCGAGCUUACGCCGUGCCAAAAUGGUGGUAACUGCACUGUGACCUGGAAUGAUUUUGAAUGUGAGUGUACGGAGGAGUACACAGGGCGGACCUGUGAGGAGAUCGUGUGGUGCGCGACACAUCCGUGUCCCUCAGAGUCUUGCUGUCUGGAUCUCCCCGGUGGAUACGAAUGUCUGGCCAACGCAACAUUUCAAGGUGAGAAUCCAGUCGUUUACACCAGCAACAAGUUGAUCACAAGAGAUCUCACCAGCAUUUUGGUGGACUUCAAGACCAGAGACGUGUCUGCCGAUCUUUUACAGGUCAGCCACGGAGCAGAAUCCUUCUGGAUUGGAUUCCACAAUUCCCAGCUACAGUUUAAUCUGUACAGUGGAAAUAGCGUAGAGGGUCUUACCCUCUCUAGCAGCAUCAAUAUCUCAGACGGACAGUGGCAUUCGGUGCUUGUGACCAUGGAGGAACCUUCAAAGGUGUCAUCAAGAUGGGUUCUUGCUGUGGACGGCAACGCCAAUAUUACCAGCACAGUCACUGCUGGAAACAUAAACUUCCUUCAAGAUAAUGUGAACUUAACAUUGGGCUACAAUUUCACUGGGUGUCUCGGAGAGGUCAGAAUCAGUGGAAUCUACCUUCCUUAUGUAAGCCAGGAGGUCCUCACCAAGGGCGGACAGUUUGUUAUAGUGAGCGGUUCCCCAGCUCUGAUUGGAUGCUUUGGCUCGAAGGUUUGUUCCCCAAAUCCAUGCCUGAAUAACGGCCAGUGUGAAGACCUCUUUGAUCUUUUCCAGUGCAACUGCGUUUCAGGCUGGGAAGGAAGCCGGUGUGAGGCCAGAGUCGACAACUGCGCCUCCAGGCCUUGUAUCCAUGGCAACUGUAGCAACCUGGAGCCAGGCUAUAGGUGCAGCUGCGAUGUGGGCUACACCGGGGUGAACUGCGAGGAGGAUAUAGACGACUGCAUGGGCCACCACUGUACAAACCAGGGGAGAUGCAUUGACACUCUCAACUCAUACUACUGUGUCUGCCCCAGUCAGUUCACUGGGCCACACUGCGAGUGGCCCUAUCCCCCAGUAAUGUGUGGAGAGGGCUUCAGCUGUCACAACGGGGGACUUUGCACUGAUGGUGUGUGGGGGGCGAAUUGUACCUGCAAACCAGGGUUCACUGGAGAAAGGUGUGAGGUGGAAAUCAAUGCGUGUGCGUCGAACCCCUGCCAGAAUGGAGCUACCUGCCGCAGCGUGGUCAACACCUUUGAGUGCAUCUGUGCAGCCAACUUUGCGGGCCAACAGUGUGAGACUGAUAGAGGGAGCAAGGCGGAUGCUAACCCCCUGCUGGCCGUGGCUGUGCCCGUGGCGUGUGGAGCCGUGCUCCUCAUUGCAAUAGCUCUGAUAUUUGUGGUGCUGACCGCCCGUAAGAAGCGGCAGACAGAAGGGACGUACAACCCGAGCCAGCAGGAAGUGGCCGGUGCCCGGCUGGAAAUGGACAGCGUCCUUAAGGUGCCUCCCGAAGAGCGCCUGAUAUAAUUGGCCACUGGACUCAGAAGAGGGAAAGUUUCUCUUGAAAUAUCGGACCACUUAAGGUGCCUUCGCUCUUGCCCUGUACUACUGACCCUGCUCACCAAGUGGGAUGCAACCCAUUUGAUGCUGGCACUGAGCAAUCCUCACGGAGACUGGAGAUGGUGGGGAAAUUCGCACUGCGCUGUUCACUGCAAUCACGCACGAAUAACGUGUGGAUUCAGACACUGAUUCAAGCAUUUCCUGUGCACACACAAAAGGUAUGACGAGGUAUCACUUCCAGAGGUCAACCCCUCCUCAUUUAGAUUACAACAACCCCUUCUCAAAUCUGUGAAGAAAAAAAUGGAAGUUUUUAAAGCUGUUCUGCAUUCCAACUGGUUGAAAUGUGCUCAUUAUUUAAAUAUUCACUGUAAUUUGAUUCUUAAUUGAACCCCCUUUUUAACAGCAAAUUCUUUCUGGAAUUUAAGUUUAUUAUAUAUUGAAACAAAUCAAAAUACACCUAGUGGCCACUUUAUUAGGUACAGCAGUGGAACCUGUUGUGGUCGUCUGCUGCUGUAGCCCAUCCACUUCAAGGUUUGAUGUGUUGUGCGUUCAGAGAUGCUCUCCUGCCACCGGUUAUUUGAGUUACUGUCACCUUCCUGUCAGCUUGAACCAGACUGGCCAUUCUCCUCUGACCUCUCUCAUUAGCAAGGCAUUUUCACCCACAGAACUGGAUGUUUUUUUUUCCCCCACACCAUUGUCUAUAAACUCUAGAGACUAUUGUGCAUGAAAAUCCCAGAAGAUCAGAGGUUUCUGAGAUACUCAAACCACCCCAUCUGGCAUCAGCAAUCAUUCCGCCAUCAAAGUCACUUGGAUCACAUUUCUUCUCCAUUCAGAUGUUUGGUUUGCACAAAUGAACCUUUUGACCAUGCCUGCAUGCUUAAAUGCAGUGAGCUGCCACCACAUGAUUGGCUGCUGAGAUAUUUGCAUUAAUAAGCAGGUGUACCUAAUAAAGUGGCCACUUGAGUGUAUCGUCAUUAAAUAUGGGAACUGUUAUAGUUAAUUAUAUAUUGAAACAAAUUAGUAUUAAUACAAAUGGAGGGAUCUAUUUUUAGAAUACAUCUAGCUGGGAGAGGAUGGAUGAUGAUGCUGUGCUAGAGGUAAAUGGUCACAGUCACAGGAUUCUGCAUCCCUCUCCUUUGGCUUCUAUGUCUAAUUAAAGACUUGUUCCCUACCAGAGAGUCUGUACACAGCUUGAAAGCACUUAUGUUGUUGCAUCAACAGUUGUUACUGACAGACUGUGUCCUCAUCCGUUCUAUUUACGAACUGCUGUGGGGGCGGGGGGGG
Messenger RNA from Mobula hypostoma (lesser devil ray), 6036 nucleotides. Its product is annotated as protein crumbs homolog 2-like. The record is from RefSeq and is a predicted model, not a curated record. The transcript is spliced from 13 exons. Gene Ontology annotation, biological process: heterophilic cell-cell adhesion; establishment or maintenance of epithelial cell apical/basal polarity. Lineage: Eukaryota; Metazoa; Chordata; Chondrichthyes; Myliobatiformes; Myliobatidae. Gene Ontology annotation, cellular component: plasma membrane; protein-containing complex. Gene Ontology annotation, molecular function: calcium ion binding; Notch binding. Bases 334 to 4719 code for a protein of 1461 amino acids.